Messenger RNA from Haemonchus placei, 585 nucleotides. NCBI's taxonomy places the organism in Eukaryota, Metazoa, Nematoda, Chromadorea, Rhabditida, Trichostrongylidae. The record is from the annotation of a GenBank genome assembly.
AUGGACCAGCAACUCCGCGAGAUCGAGGGCCUGCUGGAAACGAGUGCACAUCCAGAUUCCGAAGACCUUCCCACAAAAAUCAAAAAGUACGUCAAGCUCGUCCUACCACAUGUGGCCCUCGUUGCCGUUGUUUGUUUGUAUGCAGUGAUCGGCGCAUAUAUUUUUUACCGACUUGAAUCACCUAACGAAGAUCGGCUCAAAUCUGUUGGCAAGGCGUUGAUUGGUGACAUGCGGAACAAUUUGAUAGCGAUGAUUAGAGACGGAAGAGGCAGUAAGGAGGUGUGGAAAGACUCUAUUGAAGGAGAAUUGUACCGGUUCAAUGAUAAAAUUUACAAAGCAUUCAAAGAACAAUAUGUACGAUAUGCCGACGUGCGUAUAACUCCCAAUCAGGAAUUGUCGCUACGAGUUGAUGAUUCGGACCGCCCUAAAAGACACAGGGCUACUCGUAGUCGCUUCCCUUGGGCUUCACAUCCCAUUGCUUCAUAUAUCGAGCUCUUCGUAGCACGUGGCCAUACCGUACUUGAGCAUCCAUGUGAAGCUGAACUGGAGCUGUUUGUAGAACUGUUCCGAAGUCUUAGUUUCUGA